AACAGCAUCACCCCCAGAGUGUGCUGGGUGCCCCACUAGAGAGAUGAGACUUUGAUUUGCUGUGGUUUGGGACGUGGGGGUGAUUGGAUGAGAGGGCUGUGUGUCCUCUUCCUGGAAACUGUGCUGGGUUUGCUUUGCAUGAGGUGGGGAUUUCCGAGUGUCAGCAGAGCUGGGAGAAGCAACAGCAUGGGGAGCUGAGCCUCCUCUGGGAGUUGGUCCCUCCAGAAAUGGAUGCUGGGGACUUUCCCAGAGGAUGCUCAUGGUCCCUCGCGACUAUAUCCAAAGUGCCUGGAUUAACUCUGUGUUGGGACUGGUGGGACUCUGCAGUCCCGCUGUCUGGCGUGCUGGCCCUUGAUCCCUCUCCCGGCAUCUCAUCUUGGCUUGUUUCCUGGAAUGUUCUAUCGUUUGGGUUAUGUUUGGGAUCGGCGGCCAAGAACCCCGUUUCUCAUGGCCAGCCCAGCUGGGGCUUGGCUCCAGCAGGAAGCAUGAGGAGGGUGAUAGGGGCCAGAGCCCCAAAGCCACGCCCCCAGCAUCUUCCUCCAUUUAAACCCUUAAAACCAACCUCUCUGCCUCUAAAACCAGACUGGGCCACCACGUGCCACCAGCCCCACGUUGGAUCUCAGGGUUGUGUCACCUGCAUUGCGAGGGGUGCUCAGGGGAAGCAGGGUUGGGCUGGGGGGCAUUUCUGCAAGGCUGUCACCAAGAAGCCCCACUUGCACAGCUGCUCCAGGACAGGUUGGAAAUUGAGUUUUAAGGACGUGGUUUAGUGGGCAUGGUGGUAGUGGGAUGAUGGUUGAACUAGAUGAUCUCAGAGAUCUUUUCUAACCUUUAUGGUUCUAUGAAAAAGGACUUAUCUGCAGCGAAAAGCUAGCAGAACCCUUGGCCAGCAGGCAGCUGGAGGCCGUCUGUCUGUCUCGGGGCUCUGGCUCACUGCCCCAACGCCAGGCCUGCCACGCAGGGACGUGGCAGGAGGGACUGCCCGCAGAGCGGAGGAGGCAAUCCCCUGCAGCACCAAGGGGGAGUCCAGCCACUGGGGGAACACCCGGGGAAGCACAGCGGGAUGUGCGGGGCAGGCAGAUUUGAACCACAGCUUUGCUACGUGGUGCUGGGCUGACUCCUGCUCGUGCUCCCCAUCAUGGCUCGCAGCACGCUGCUGACAGCUCCUGCGGUUCCAGGGCAGAUGUUUGUGCAAGUGUGUAAGUGUCUCGGGCCGGAUCCAGGGCUGGCUUGGGCACCAGAACCACUGCCAGCUGGAGGUGCUGGUGUCAGUGCUGUUUUCCUCGUUAGCACUGACCCCGGUCAGUAAUAAUCAUUAGGGGCACUCACAAAGCACUUUCUCUCCCUUGAAGCCAACUCCUGGCUUUUGCUGCCCUUAAUAUCAGGGGGCCCUUUGGCAGGGAGGAAUUACUUUUGAAACUGGGGAAACUGAGGCACAAAGUGCAGCACCAUCCCGGCUGCAGCCCAGAGCGCAGCGCUGCCCCGACCACUCCUCCCCACUGCUUUCCAGAUCGGAGCCAAUUUGAGGUCACAAAGGCAGGUCUGCCCUGGUGGCUUUGCUCAGUCCGGUGGGACUGAUCGCGGUGGGCAGAGGAAGCUCCCCUCCCUGCUUUGCUUUUUUUUCCCCCUCUUUUGUCUUGCCAGUUUCUAAACAGACCGUUCAGCGUUGUUCUCAAUUUAAAACAAAGCCUUUGUUUGGCAGCGUUCUGUGGAUUUCAAAUGAUUAAAAAGAAAAACAACAAACCAACCCCAAGAACUAAAGAAACAGAAUCCUCCUCAAAUUUGGAACUAGCAGCUGUCUUUGACCGUGAACUCACUUCCCUCCCAUCCAGUUCAUUUCCUUUCUCCCCCAGACCUGCCAACCCUCUAGGAAAUCGGGAUUUCGCAUGUCCCUGCCUGCUGCAGUCCUGCAGCAGCUCAGCCCCACGGUUUAACCCUGUGCUGACUUGGCUCUCUGAGCCCUUAGUGCAUGGCUGUGGGUGCCAGCACCGCCCUGCUGUGGGAAUGGCAGCACAGCAAAGCCAGCUGCAGCCGUUCCAGGGCUGCUCGGGGGGGAGCUUUGAUUUUGCACAUGGGAACUGAAGGUGGGAGCUGUGGGCACCCACCCAGGCCCCUCGGCAGUGGGAUGCAUGCCAGUGUGUGGCAGGAGCUGCUGCCUCAGCUUGCCCCAGUGUUCCUAUUGCAAGGCUGUACCCAGUAUUGAAAGCCCCACUCCUGGCCUCCCGCAGCUCCCUGUGCCUCUCAUGGAUUUUCCUGCCCGUCAGACCCUGUGUGGUGGGAGCUUUGGAGAGAGGUUAGGAAAGAAUCCGGUUCCUGGCCCGGUGCCUCUGCCUGCUCCUUUUGGUAGUAAAUCCCAGGAUGUGUUCUUGGCUUUGUGUUAAACUGAAUUUCUGCAGAACGUUUUUCUCCCUGAUUCCAGUAAGGAUUCAUGAGGCCUUUAAAUGGCUCAGUAAUUCAGUAGCGAUGCUGGCAAGGAUCCCAAGAGCAAAACCACUCGCGUUACCCAGCUGUGCCUAGCUGCAGGGAGCUUGGGGACGGGUCUGCUCUGCAUUUGGGCAGCAUUGGGCACUGCUCCCUUCUUCCUGGGAACAUCUAACAGAUGCACAGUAGGAAAAAAUCUGGCAGGUGUUUAGCAGGGUUCUUACUCUGUGUUUGUUUGUUUUUUAAGUGGUGUUUCAUUGAUGUUCCAAAGCAUCGGUCCAUUCCAAUGCAGGGAUAACUGAGUUGUUCACCCAAGCUCUGUGAUGGAGGCAGUACAUCACUGCACGUGUGGGAAAGGCUGUGGCUUUUCCCCGCUGGCCUUUGGUUGCAAAACCAAACCCAGCAGGGCUCUCACCUGCCGCCACGUGGAAAGCCCCACAGGACAGUUCCUGCAUCCUGGAGGGACUCCGUGGGGAGCCCAGGGCUUCUCUGGCAAGGUGGUUGGCUGAUCUCUGCUGGAUAAAAUAGGAUUUGCUUUUGGCUUGGGACUGAGCUUACAAAGCAGAGUUUAUACAGCAAGCUUUUGGCUAAGAGAUGCCGUUUUAAUGACGAGUGUGCAUCCAGGCUUCACUUGGACGCCAUUCCCUCCCACUCGUGACUUUGGAUACCUCCAACCCUGAAGAUCCUCAGCGCUGACCUUGGUGCCCUCACCCUGGCUGGCCCAACCCACGAUGGCGUUGUGUCUGAAGCAAGUCUUCAACAAAGACAAAACCUUCCGUCCCCGGAAGAAGUUCGAGCCUGGCACACAACGCUUUGAACUGUACAAGAAGGCCCAGGCCUCCCUCAAAUCUGGGCUGGACCUGAGGGCUGUGGUACAGCUGCCUCCUGGAGAGAGCAUCAAUGACUGGAUCGCCGUGCACGUGGUGGACUUCUUCAACCGCAUCAACCUCAUCUACGGCACCAUGUGCGAGUACUGCACGGAGCAGUGGUGCCCUGUCAUGUCCGGUGGGCUCAGGUACGAGUACCGGUGGCAGGACGAUCGCAAGUACCGGAAGCCGACGGCGCUGUCGGCGCCGCAGUACAUGUGUCUGCUGAUGGACUGGAUCGAGAUGCUCAUUAACAACGAGGACAUCUUCCCCACCAGGAUAGGUGUUCCCUUCCCCAAGCAGUUCCAGCAAGUUUGCACUAAGAUCCUCACCCGCCUCUUCCGCGUCUUCGUCCAUGUCUACAUCCACCACUUUGACAGCAUCAUCAACAUGGGUGCUGAGGCUCAUGUCAACACCUGCUACAAGCACUUUUACUACUUCAUCAGGGAGUUCAGCCUUGUUGACCACCGGGAGCUGGAGCCUUUGAAAGAAAUGACAGAACGGAUUUGCCAUUGAAGUGAUUUCAGCAAGGCAUACUCAGCAAGAUCGUUCAGCAUUCAAUGGGACAAGAACCCUGCGGUGGGAGAUGUCUUCCCAAGGACUUGCUCUGGGCAUUUCAACUGAACUAUGAAAACUGCAGAAGAGCCUUUCUUCUUUUUUGUCCUCGGCUACAUCAAACUCCAAAUGUUUUGUUAGCGAGACCUGCCCUGUAAGCAGGUGUGACCUUGGCUACUGAGUCAUGCCUGUUGCCUUUCACAUGCAUUAGACUAUGAUAACAUCUGAGAUCAGCUCUGUAGAGCUGGUGACAUUUGAUCCCAACUGACUCCAUGAGGUUAGUUGCCAAUGUCUCAUUUUUAUGAAUGUUUUUCCUUCUGCCCUAAUUCAUGCUUUACCAAAGGGACUUCUUCCCCCCUCCCCUAGGAAUUUUUCAUACUUCGCAGAAGGGACUUCAGGAUGUUCUAAGAUGCAUCCAGUACUACUUGGACUAAUGGCAAAGUGGCCCCAUGGCAAAUGGAGGUGAACUGGGCCACUUUUCAGAGUGAUCAGCAGUCGACCUGAGUAUUUUCCAUACUCAGAAAUUGUGAUACAAAGUGAGGGAAAGAAACUUGCCAGAAAACAAGUGACAUUUCUUGACAUGUUGUCCUGGCUCAAAAAAGCACGUGCUUGCUGUAGAAAUCAUUGUCUUUCCAUUAUUCGACUUUGUAGCAUAGACAUUGUUCUUUUGACAAGAGUUGAAGACUUUUUUUUAAUUAUUACUAUUUUGGGGGAGUUAAAUUGUCUGAGCCACAGUGUUGUUGUGUUUGCGUUUCUUGGCCUUUUUCUGGGAAAGUUUUACAUACCAGAUACAGCUGAUACAUACAAUCAGGGGUUUGCCCAUUCUAGGGGAGAGGGGGGACGUGGAUAGAAAAUGUAAAUAUUUAAGACAACACUAAAGUUCACAAGUGGAUUUUUAGUGCUCAAAGCACUUAUUUUAUUGUGAAAAUCUAUUUUUUUUUAAUCUUGUGUACCAGAUGUAUAUUUUUACAUGGAAAUAAAAUGGGACAAAAUGGACACAAAACCAUCUUGAUACAUCAUUCCAAUAUUUUCUGUGUAAUAUUAAAAGUCCAAACUUUUUUGUUCUGUUGCUCAUUAAAGAAACAGGAAUGAGCCUAGUGUCCU
Messenger RNA from Numida meleagris (helmeted guineafowl), 4943 nucleotides. RefSeq names its product MOB kinase activator 3C (gene MOB3C). Bases 3150 to 3800 code for a protein of 216 amino acids. The record is from RefSeq and is a predicted model, not a curated record. Gene Ontology annotation, biological process: signal transduction; positive regulation of protein phosphorylation. Gene Ontology annotation, molecular function: protein kinase activator activity. Lineage: Eukaryota; Metazoa; Chordata; Aves; Galliformes; Numididae. Gene Ontology annotation, cellular component: cytoplasm; nucleus. The transcript is spliced from 4 exons.